Messenger RNA from Triticum aestivum (bread wheat), 505 nucleotides. Its product is annotated as sm-like protein LSM7. Gene Ontology annotation, biological process: nuclear-transcribed mRNA catabolic process; mRNA splicing, via spliceosome. Gene Ontology annotation, cellular component: U6 snRNP; catalytic step 2 spliceosome; U12-type spliceosomal complex. NCBI's taxonomy places the organism in Eukaryota, Viridiplantae, Streptophyta, Magnoliopsida, Poales, Poaceae. The record is from RefSeq and is a predicted model, not a curated record. Gene Ontology annotation, molecular function: RNA binding.
GACCUGGCCAAGUUCGUCGACAAGGGCAUCCAGGUCAAGCUCACCGGCGGCAGGCAAGUUACAGGAACUUUGAAGGGCUAUGACCAGCUUCUGAACUUGGUGCUUGAUGAAGCGAUUGAGUUUGAAAGAGAGCAAGAUGAUCCACUGAAACUGUCGACAAAAACCAGACAGCUUGGUCUCAUUGUCUGCAGGGGCACAGCGGUGAUGCUCGUAUCGCCAACCGAGGGAACAGAGGAGAUCAAAAACCCCUUCCAAGAGGCUGAUGGAGAACAAACCGCUCACUCCUAAGAAUGACCUGAGAAGCUGGCUGGUUACCCCAUGGAGAGACUUACAUUAACUUAUAGUAAGAGUUAUGGCACUCUAUGUUGAAGCACUGGUCGUCUGAGGUUAAUAUUUGUGCCAAGAUGAUUAUGAGUCCCCACUGGACCCACCUGUGUAUAUGUUACGGACCCACCUUGCUGCUCUUCGUACACAACACGGCUGUAUUUACUUAUGUAUUCGCCUA